CUGUGCAUAGAGCAAUACUGGUUGAAUUUUUUUGUUGUAACUUUUGCUGUUUUUGUUUAUUAUGCAUUUGUUUGCAGAUGAGUUGUUAAUUAAAUGGGUGCCACAAAUGUCAAUGCAUAAAUGAGCUUCAAAAUGAACGCUGCACAAUUGCAGUGGCUAUGCCUGUGGCCGCUGCUCGCCCUCGUAACGCAGACGACCUUUGUUGUGCAGGCAAUAUGCCCCAAAAAAUGCAGCUGCAAAAACAUCUCAGAGAAUAUACAAGCUUUGCGCGUCCGCUGCGACGAGCAGCAAAUUGUUAAUUGGAAGGAACUGAACUUUGGCGACGAUGUCCACAACAUAGACAGCAUCACGGCCAGCAAAAAUGCAAUUGCACAAAUUACCGAAGAUGAUUUCAAGAGCUUUACGAAACUGAAACGUUUGGAUUUAAACUCAAAUCAGCUCAGCGAACUGGACAAGGACACAUUUGGCAACAGUUUGCCAAACGUGGAGCGCUUGCGGCUGGCAAAUAACUCAAUAAGUCACAUAUACGAAGGCGCCUUCGAACAGAUGCCCAAGCUGAAGCAGCUUGAUUUGUCCAACAAUCCCUUGGCCUGUGACUGUGGACUCAUUUGGCUGAUUGCCUGGUCGAAUGCGCGCGAUAUACGCUUACAGCCGCCGCCCAAAUGUGAUUCACCCAUCAAUUUUCGUGGCAUGCCGCUCAAGAAACUCAAAGUCGGCAUUGACUUUCGCUGCGAAUCACUGUUGCAGCCGCUGCUGGAGCUGGUGCCCAAACAGAAUCAGAUUGCCUUUGAGGGCGACGAGCUGCAGCUGAAGUGCUAUGCGCCGCGUGUGGCCAUUGGGGCACCGCGCGAAUCUGAGGAUUUGCCCACGCGUGCCUAUGUCUUCUGGGGCUGGUCGGAUAAGAUACGGCCGCACAAUUCGACGGAUGAUAUCAUCUAUCGUGAUCCGACCAAAAUAUUCAACGAUGUGCAUCUGGAUUCGCGUCACUCAACCGAUUCGGGCAUACUAAAUUCGAUUUUGCGCAUCGGCAGCCUCACACAGAAUCAUACGGGCAUGUGGGACUGCACGCUGCGCAGCCAACAGGCGAAUCUCUCCCAGUCCAUAGUGCUGCAUGUUGUGGCCAAGGGCACGCUCUAUUGCGAUGCCGUUGUGACGCACACAAACAAAGGCAGCUACCAUUGGCCGCGCACCAUGCGCGGCGAGACCGUGCUGCAGGCUUGCGUCGAGGAGCCGAGCGAUGUUAGCCAGCAGCGUCGCGCCUCCCACGAAUGCGGCCACAACGGCCAGUGGCAGCAGCUGAACACGGCGAGCUGUGUCUAUGUCAGCGAAACGACGCGCAUAUUCGAACAGUUUGCCAAGGUGAAUCUGACGCUGACCAAGGGCCAGAAUGCGCUGGAGAUAGCGCGACGCUUGCAUAAUUUUACGCACAUACAGACGCAGCUGCACAAGAUACGCGAUCCGAUGGAUUUGGAGUAUAUAGCGCGCACACUGCUCAAGUAUCUGGAACAGCUGGAGGCGCAUCAGCACGAGAUUAGCUAUCUGCUAAUGGACAUUGUCUCGCAGCUGCUAACGCUGCCCGUCAAGCUGUUCGAGGCUGCACAGCUGCAGCAAUCAACUGGCCACAAGCUGUUGCACAUUGUCGAAACUGCCGCCUUGCGUCUGGCCAGCUCCAGCGGCAGCGAGAGCGAGCUGAUCGAGGGGCGACAUCAGUCGUUGUCGCAGCGUAACAUCUUUGUGGAGUUCUUCGACAUCAGUCCGGAACAGUUUGUGAGCAUGUCGUGCGUCUGGCUGGCUGGCAGCCAGCGUGGCCUGCAAUGCAACAGCGCCAACGAUACAAUACCAAUGUACGAGCAUGGCGAUAUCGAUGCGGCCAUACAGCUGCCACAGCAGGUGCUCAACGAGCAGCUAACGGCCGGCGGCAGCAACCAGAGCACGAGCAGCGUUCGGCUGAUGAUCACGCUGCAUCGCUAUGCCAAGCUAUUGCCGCAGCUGCAGAGCGAGCACAACGAGACGCUCUCCUCGGUCAUUAUUGGCGCACGUCUCUACAGCAGCAGCACGGACGAGCCGCUGGCCAGUCAAGCGCUGGCGUCCGGCGAUGAACUCAAUAUGAUGGAGCAGGAGGAUGUCUAUCAGCAACGCAUCACGAUCAUGCUGCGCGCACAUCCGUAUCACGAUGAGCGCAGCGCACCGCUGCCCGCCUGGUGGGACGAACAGCAGCAGGCCUGGAAUCCACAUGUCUGCCAGCAGCAUUAUCAGCAUCGCAAUCUGCUCAUGUUUAGCUGCAGUCGCAGUGCUGGCUACUUUGGGCUGUUGCAGCGUGCCGCCUAUUUGAAUGAUUAUCGCAGCGAGUGGGCGGGUGCACGUUUCCGCCAUGCCCCGCUGCCCAUAUAUGUGGGCUGUGCGGUGCUGUUUGCCUGCGCCUGGUUCAACAUUGUCACCUUUGUUGUAUUCGGCUGUGCCAUACGCAUCAAUCGUGUGCAGCGGCAUGCGCUGGUCAAUACCUGGCUGGCGCUGGCCACGCUCUGCUUGACCUUUGUGCUGGGCAUCUAUCAGACGACCAAUUUGCUGCACUGUCGACUCUUUGGACUGCUGCUGCACUAUCUCAGCCUCUGUGUGCUGCUCUGGCUAUGCGUUAGCCUGAGCAGCAUGUACAAGCGUCUCAGCAAAUCGACAAUGGCCACAUCUUUGCCGAUGCCAACCUCGGCGGCGGCGGCAGCGGCAGCCGGAUCGAUGCCACAGGAGCCGCAUCAGCGUAAACCGAUUUUGGGCAUCUAUCUGGUCGGCUGGGGCAUUGCGCUGCUCAUCUGUGGCAUUAGCAGCGCCGUCAACAUGUCCGAAUAUGCCGCCUAUAGCUACUGUUUUCUGCACAAUUCGACCACGCUGAAUGCGCUGCUUGUGCCCGCCGGCAUUCUGCUCAUCUUUAGCGGCAUCCUGGCGUUGUGCAUCUACUAUCAGCUCAGCCAGCAGACGGUGAAUGUGCUUCAACAGCAGCAGCAGCAGCAGCAGCAACAGCAGCAACAGCAUCUCGGCCAGCGUCAAUAUUCGGAUAACAAUACACAGGCGACGGAGCACAUCGAUCUGGACUGGCUGGACGCGAAUGGCUGCGCCACCACCAUCAAGCAGGAGGCGCACACAAAUGCCAGCAGCUCGGCGCUGCAGCUGCAGCUACAGGAACAGUACAGCACGUUGAGCAAUCCGUUGAGCAGCAUUGUCGACGAUUUCGAGCGCUCCAAUAUGUCCCAUUUACGCGGACAUUUCAUCUUCCUUGUGCUCUAUGUGGGCGCCUGGCUAUCGGCUGCAUUCUAUGUGCACAGCGAGCAGCAGCUGUAUGUGCUCGGUUUUGUGGCCAGCUGUGUGGCCUUGGGCCUGUUUCUGCUGCUCUUCUACAAUUUGACCAGGAACGAUGCACGUCAGGCCUGGACACAGCAUCAUCGCCUGGCACGUUCCAGCCGUCUGGUGGCCUAUAAUAAUGCGCGCAUGGGCUCGGCCGCCCGUUCGACAGCCGCUGCGGGCGGCACUGGCAAUGCCAAGGCCGGUGGCAGCGGCGCUGCUUUGAUUAGCAACUCAAUUGUGGCUUAUAAAGCCGGACCCGGCAGCCUCUAUGAGCCGAACAAUUCGGCUGGAUCACGCUCCAAUAGCCAGUGCUCCAAUAAGCAGCGCAGCAGCAGCGCCCGCAGCAUGCGCAGCCAGACCCGAAGCAAUGGACAACUGGACUGCACGACACAGCAGCUGCUGCUGGGCGCUGGCGCUGCCUCUGGCACAUCCACGCACGGCGGCAUCACCAUCAUCAAUAACAAUCAUGGCCAGCAGCAGCAGCAGCAACAGCAGUCGUUGAGCGCCGCCACAUCCGUGUCGCAGCAGGCGGUUGGGCAGCACAGUCUGAACGCAAUGCUGCAUGUGGGCAACGGGCAGGAGAGCAUACCCAGCGCCGAGCUCUUUUACAAUCCCAAUCAGAUCAAUGUGGCGCGCAAGUUCUUCAAGAAACAGAAACGUCUGGCCAAGCGCAACAAUUUUGAGCUGCAGCGCCAGGCGCUGCCCAGCCAGCACAGUCUGCACAGCGAUGCCAGCUCCGAGCAGCUCUAUGCGCGGCAUCACAAUGCGAUGACACUGCUCGCCGGCGGCAGCAAGGUGAACAACACAAAUCUGCACUACAAGUCAUCCAUGGGGCAACAGUUGUCGCCGCUCAACAAGGAUCAGCCGACGGCAUCGGCGGCGGCGGCCAUGGAAUCGUUGCAGUAUAAACGCUUUGUGCCGACUUCGAAAAUAUUGCAGGCGAACAUCUAUACGAAUAUACCGGAGACGCAGACGCCGCAGCAUGAGGUGAUUAAGCUGCGCAACGGUACGCGGACGCCCUCGCUGCUCGAUGAGACGCUGCACGAGCAUGACGAUGAGCUGCUGACCACCACGCACGAGGAUGACGAUGCCAGUUCCCUAGAUGAGCAUGCUCCGCUCUAUGCCAAUACCAUGCCGGGCACACCGCAAAGUGAGCUAAAUGCUCAUGUUUUUCGGGGCGAACGUGGCGCUCCGAUUAGCUCUACGCCCGUCAAGCCGCCCAGCCUGGAGGCCAUGAACAGUCUGGGCCUGCCGGAGACGGUGCUGGCCAAUGAAUCGCUACCCGCCGCCGGUGCCGCUGCCGAGGAGCCUUUGCUGCAGCGGCACGAGAUUUAUGUGUCCCAUUCGCUGCAGGUGACCAACAAUAUACGGCUGGAGGAUGACUUUCCCAGCGUGCUCAUACGCUUUAGCCAGCAGCAGCAGUCCAAAUCGUUGAACAACAUUAGCGACAUGCUGGCUGCGGGCGUGGCCACGGGCGCGGUCACGGGCGGCACAACGGCCAAGGAUGGUAAUGGUUGCGCCGCUGCCUCGGCACUGGACGGCGGCAAUGCGCUGGGCUCGCUGGCCGGCAGCAGUGCCAAUUCGAUGGUCACACAGCUGAUGUACUCGUGCUCCAGCAGCAAUCUGACACAGCUGGGCCAGGCCACUCACAGUGCACGCAAUCUGCCCAAUGUGGACUUCAAUUUGCCCGGCAGCAGCAGCACACGCCUGCUAUCCGCCAGUCCGACCAACGAGAGCGAUCUCAACUAUCAGAAUUCGGAGAUUAGCAUACGCAGCCAUGGUCUCUAUGCACCGCAGGCGGACAAUGACUUGAAUCUGACACUGACCGAUGAUUUCCGCUGCUAUCAGUCGUCCAAUGCCAGCGACGCCGAUGUCGAUGUGCUCAAUGAGUUUGACGAUGAGUUUGUCGCCUACAGUGGCAGCAGUUGCUCCGCCAACAAUGCUAAUGGCGCUGCCAACGAGGAUGCACACUAUUCGCAUCAACAUCAAGUUGUCGCGGUUGGUGAAGCCACAGCCAAGGGUGUACCGCACCUGGAUGAGCAGGAGGAUGAUGAUGAGGAGGCCAUGAAUAACUCCAUCGAUGAGCUGUACGAGGCCAUCAAGUGUCGCAGUCCGCUCAAGAACUGUAAGCCGCUGUUGCUGCCGGAGCUGGCGCACAGCUCAACAGCAGCUGGCACAGAUCGUGCACGAAAAACGGAGCCACAGCCGAAUCCCAGUCACGAUCAUCUAAACGAAACCGUCGAGGAUGAUAGCAGCCAGAGCAGCGUCAUAUCCUAUAUCGAUCCUAGAGCAAACGGCAACGAGCACAGCGCUCGCAACAAUCCUAGUUAGCUUAUAGAAUAUAUAAUGCAUAUAUAAAAGAAAGAGAAAAAGAAAAGAACAUCUAGAUAUAGGCAUAGUUAUAGAGACAUACGAUAAACCCUCCGUGCUUGGCUGGAUGCUUGCAGGUGCCAAUGCCAAAGUAAUCCUGUCCUCAACUAGAACCUAAGCAUUUUUAUAUAGACCUAUUUACUGUAUAUUGUAAUUGCUUGACAGGUAUAUGUCAGAUAUAUGCCUAUAUAUAUAUAUAUAUAGUUGUCUAGCCUAAGUCAUUUCGCAUUUACUCGAUCCAAUUCACUUGACUCCUAUAUCAUCUAUUUAUUAUGUCUAUAUAGAUAUCCUGUAAGAAUUGCUAUACAUAAAGAGAUUAUGACAUUUCGCAAAAGCAAAAAAAGAAAAUGAAGCAAACAACAUCGAAACAAAAUAACUCAACUUAAAGCUGAACUCAUCUUAAAUAUUAAAAAAAGUUUUUAAAAUGUUAAAUUCUAGCAAC
Molecule: messenger RNA, 6145 nt
Organism: Drosophila novamexicana
Lineage: Eukaryota; Metazoa; Arthropoda; Insecta; Diptera; Drosophilidae
Gene: Remo
Product: adhesion G protein-coupled receptor A3
Exons: 4
Coding region: 121-5664 (1847 amino acids)
Biological process (GO): G protein-coupled receptor signaling pathway; cell surface receptor signaling pathway
Cellular component (GO): plasma membrane
Molecular function (GO): G protein-coupled receptor activity; protein binding
Source: RefSeq, a predicted model, not a curated record